UAAUGAAACAAAGAGCGGAAAGCCCUCUCUUAAGCGGUUCUUAGUCCGCAACCGCUAUCGUCUUUUCCUUUAUGAAAUAAUGUCAAUUAUCUAAGUCCAGGUUUUUGCGAUGCCUAUAACGCUUUGGAGUGCCAAGGGAAAUGUAGAGUCAACUGCCGGUUUCCAUUGCAAAGAGGAAGUUCUUCUCGAAGUAGAACGAGUUUUAAAAUUUUUUCGGUGUCAAAAUCAACUGGAGCGAGCAAAAAGACUCCAAACUUGCUUCGAUGCUCUCAAGAGUCUAUUAGCUAAUGUGCAUACUAUUUACUUUACUUUGUCUCUCAUAUUUUUUACUGCAGAACGCCAACUAUUGGCUUUACCACGUUUUAAGACUUCUUCUCCUCCUCUGCAAUUUUAAUAAUACGAUUUCAUUGCUCACCAAGCCUUCCACCGCGGCUUCUUCCUAUAUAAAGGAGGCACUUCAGAAUAUUUUGCUUGCUCCGAACAGCUUACACCAGUCCCAUGAUGUUAUGAGAACUGCUAAAAAUCUAGCCACAUCUGAAAAUUAUAUGAAUAUUGACGAUUUACAACUGACACCUUCAAGUGAAUCAGCCAACGAAUUAGAAAUAGUUUCCCUGUCCACCAUAAUUAAAAAAAAAAAAGUUCACCGGAGAGAGCGAAACUUUAGCAAACCAGUUCAGGCAUCUCGGGAAGUGCUCGAUAAUAACCUUCCUGCUUACCGGAAGUUUCUUGAUACAUCGCCUACGCACCUUCUCCCGCAUGAUGAUAUCAAUAUUCUGCUUGCAAAAAUAAGGUGCCCGUUUAGUCACACUCAGUCAUAUUUUUUGCUUAACUUCUUAUCAGAUCGUUAACGACUGUCUUCUUGCUCUUGAAGGCCUCCCUGUGGUAUUAUUGGAGAAGACAUCCAGCGGCUCUUAUACGCCCCGAAAAAAGCUGGCGACUUUUGGUUUAAGUGCGGGGUGCCUUAACUUCUUUGAUUUUAGAGGUUGUUGGGGCUUGGUGCCGAAUGGAAAAAAUUGGCGUCUUUAUGAAAAGUUUAUACUCGUAUGACUCUGAAAAGCCUUGUUUUUCUGUGUUUUAUACAAGUUUUCUGGAGGCCUUUUCCCACGCUGUACUAAGGUACCAACUUAAACAUAAAAAGCACCUCACCGAUAUUUUUAACGAACUGCAUCAAAAUAAACAAAUGAAUUUUCUUUUUUUUUUCUUGCGCACUCGCGUUGUACAUCGCCAUAUGAGAAACACGCAAGUUUUAUUUAAAGUGUUGGAAUCAUUUCAGAAUUUCAUAAGCAACAGUAACAAUAAAAAUGAUAACCAACAAAAUAAAUAUACUGAACUUCUCAUGAGCGUGCGUAUCAUCGAUGAGCUGAUUUCUUUUAUUACCAUAAGCAACAGCGAAGCACAUGGUGAUAUUGCUGGACUGUUGUAUCCUCCGUUAGCACUUUACCUGAUCACCAUGAAUAGAAUUAUCUUUGCUGAUACUAAAAUUUUUCAUGGCACAGAAUUCUUUAACAACCUGCCAAACUUUUUACUGCGCCAUAAGAAGUUUUUUGUAAACGUCAAGGACUCUGUUUCCAUUGCUAAAGUUAUAAACGAGGACUCUACCCCUCUUUUAAAAGAAUUUGAGAACAAUUUCGCUUCGACUUUUCAGCACUUUUAUAAAACAACUUUUUUUUGCCCCAACGAUCCCACUAUUUAUCCCGGCACACAUUUAUUUGUACAGCAACUUUCUAAUUGGCUCCUGCACUGGUUUAUUUCCUUGCGGAAGAAAGCUGAAAGCUUCUUUACUUCUCGUAUUCAGGAACUUUUGAACUUCCACGUGCGGGCUAUAAGGUCCGUUUUCUUUAUGGAAAACCCAAAAUACGACCGCGUAUUGGAAAGUUUUUUUCAACAAGGGGUGGUCGUUUCGUCCACAACGCAAAUUCAAGAGAUAUUUUGCUACUCUCCUCUGAAAGAGGGCAACUUUUCCUAUGACGUUUUGGGAAAGAGAGGCGUUCCCUUUCUGGAAAGAGUGCGCACAAAAACAAUCCCCCCAAUCUACUACAUUUCUUACGAGACGUCGUGGCCGUGUAAUCUACUUAUAGACGGGCCUGUUAUUGACGUUUAUAAUCGAAUAUUCCAAUUCCUUUUUUUAGUAAAGUACACAAAAACUUUUAUUGAGCAACUUUAUAUAAAAGCCAAAGCCGUAAAGUUUACCUCGGACAUGCGUUUUUUCUUAUUACGAGCUCCUACCUUUUUUCAGUUUGUGAUUGGUAUUUGGGCCUUCAUUUCGUGCUCGGCGCAAUGUUGUUUGGAGUUGACACCUUGCCUGAGUUUCGCGGAGUUGUACGACACUCACACCCAAUAUCUAAGUAAACUCCCUCUUUGCGGACUUUUUAGUGGACAGCGUAAGGCGAUUUUUAAGUCUUGUCCGACAUACUUUUUUAAAUUGUGCAUAAAAGCCCAACUCCAGGAAUUCAUUGGAUAUUUUAAAAAGCUUACUUGAUAUGGUGGAAGUGACAGUCACUAUUUUUUUUUCUUAACUGUUUUUACUAUGAGUACUUCUAGUCCAAUAACUUUUGCGCUCAAUGGAACAACGUCAUUGAGACGAAGACAAAAGUGAAUAAGGCGACUGUAGCAGGGAUCAACGAGUUAAUUGCCAAUUUUAAAAAACUUCGCGAAUACUUCAUUACCCGGAAGGGGCUUAACGGCCUUGAAUCUUUUGUAUAAGAAACGGAUCCACAGAACUCUUUCAAAUGAAUUCUAC
This is a messenger RNA of Zophobas morio, 2740 nucleotides long. RefSeq lists its product as uncharacterized. The record is from RefSeq and is a predicted model, not a curated record. The transcript is spliced from 20 exons. The coding region runs from base 1004 to 2479 and encodes 491 amino acids. Lineage: Eukaryota; Metazoa; Arthropoda; Insecta; Coleoptera; Tenebrionidae.